Molecule: messenger RNA, 1591 nt
Organism: Perca fluviatilis (European perch)
Lineage: Eukaryota; Metazoa; Chordata; Actinopteri; Perciformes; Percidae
Gene: slbp
Product: stem-loop binding protein
Exons: 8
Coding region: 152-967 (271 amino acids)
Biological process (GO): mRNA transport; mRNA 3'-end processing by stem-loop binding and cleavage
Cellular component (GO): histone pre-mRNA 3'end processing complex; cytoplasm
Molecular function (GO): histone pre-mRNA stem-loop binding; mRNA binding
Source: RefSeq, a predicted model, not a curated record
CGGCCACGUGACUUCUGGGAUUGUUUGGAACCGCGCGUCUUUUGGUGUUGGCGGGUAUCAGUAGAUUCACUGCUGUAGAGCCUGCCGGCUGACAACAGAGCUACUUUACCGCUCCAGAUACUCCUUGAUCACGCUAUUCCUUACAAAGAAAAUGUCUGACUGGACCAGAGGCAGACGAAGUGACCCUCACAGCAGCAAACCUGAAAAUAGGAAACGAGGGGUCGACGGAAGCCUGCGGGCCAACAGAGAGGCAGGUGGUAGUGGUAGGGAGAACGGCGGCCACACCGACGGCAGCUACAGAUACUCUGAAAAAAGACAUGCUAGUUUCACCACUCCAGAGAGCACAGGCCCGGUGUCUCGCUGCAGCAGACCGGCUGACUGGGGCAGCCAGGUAGAUGACGAUGAGAUGAGGAGGGAUGUACACAGAGACAUGCAGCGUUACAGGAGGAGGAUACUGGGUGCAGAGGUCACCCAGAGAGAGAGAAAGACCUCGUCUGGCUCUUCUGAGAGCUGUGACUCAAGAGAAGGAGAAAACAUGGAGACCGAUGAGGCCGUGUUGCUACGGCGCCAGAAACAGAUCAACUAUGGCAAGAACACACUGGCCUAUGACCGAUACACCAAGGAAGUUCCAAAACACAUGCGUCAGCCGGGUGUUCACCCAAAGACUCCCAAUAAGUUCAGGAAGUACAGCCGUCGCUCCUGGGACCAGCAGAUCAAACUGUGGAAGGUCAAACUGCACGCCUGGGACCCCCCAACGGAGGAUGGCCAGGACAAAGUCCUUGAUAUUGAGGAGCUGGAUCUCGGUGACGUAAUGGACAUUGAGCUGGACUUCCCAACCUUGCCAGACUCCCAGAAUGCCCCAGCCUCUCUCCCUGCACGCAGCCUUUCACUGGAGGGCGAAGACUGCUCGGGUACUCCAGUCAAAGUACAGAAGACAGAAACCACAGUGGAGCCUGACAUGGCGUAGUUUGUCAUGGAAAAUGAAGGGAAAAAAAUGGUUUCGCUCCCCCAGCACUCUGACUUCUCACAGCCCACCGUGUCUCCCAGAAGGACUCUGUUCCAGGUUGCAGCUACUUGACGCUGCUGGAAGCAACUCUGCGCCCUGCACAGCUUCACAGUGCUGUGUCUGCGUCUCAGCUGGUAGUUACUAGUUCAACACUGUAGCAUCUUUAGUUUCCAUUUAUACUAGUGCUCCUUAAUCCAAUGGUUGGGACCUUCUUCUUUUUUCCAGAUCACUAAUCUGCUCAGGGAGUUUUUUGUUGUUGUUUCUUUUAUGGCAGGAUUUUACAGUUGCAUGUUUAAUCACGCUUUGGUCAGUUGAAAUGGUUUAGGAUAUGGUGUUCGCCAAACCACUUGUAGCGCCGAUCCGUGGCCUGGUAGGGCAGACGUCCAGGUUUGUUGACGUCCAUUAUGUGCAAAUGCUUGUACUCGCUAAAUGGAAUGAAAGAAUAGAUAGAAACUGACCAAACUCAAAGUGUUUUUCUAAAUCGUUUAAAGGAAAGGCAAACCAAAGGCAAAGUAUUUUCAUAAUUCAGAUUGACAAGAUUUCUCCCCUCCCCCCCCAAAGUAUGUACAAUUUUUAAAUACUGAA